GCAGCGCGCCGAAAGCGAGCACCGCGCCCACGAGGCGAAAUAGUGAUGAAGUGGCACACAUGGUAUUUGGCGGAGCUGCUUGUCGCGGUUAGAAUGACCGUACUUACUUAGGGGGGAACGACUGUUUUAGCGCACUUAGCGGGAAACGAGCGCACUUACUUAGCGGGGAAAUUGGUUUUCAUGUGUCAUAGCCGCGCGCGCUCCCGCCCUCGCACAGCUAGUACCUACUCUACUGCAACUUUACUACUGCAGCAUUGCUCAAAUCAUCCAUGUUCCUGUAGAGUGAGGAGGUAGGUGCUACUAUCAUAGCUGGCUGUCACGCUCUCUGAGUCUGCUUGCGCCGGCAUUUCGAGUGGUUUCGCCGUUUCUGAGACAGUUAGUAUAGGCAGGCUUUGGCUGAGGAAGGAGGCUGCCAAGUGCUUCAUCAUCAUUGCUUUGAGAUAGUCAAGAUGUCGGAGACGCAGGCGAGCUUGCUGCUUCGGCGGCAACUGAAAGAGCUGACACGAAAUCCGGUAGAUGGGUUCUCUGCAGGUCUAGUUGAUGACUCGAAUGUAUUCGAAUGGCAGGUCACCAUCAUCGGCCCACCAGAUACGUUCUACGAGGGAGGAUUCUUCAAUGCAAUUAUGGUGUUCCCGACUAACUAUCCCAAUACGCCACCGACAGUGCGCUUCACGUCGGACAUGUGGCACCCGAACGUGUACCCCGAUGGGCGUGUGUGCAUCUCCAUUCUUCACUCUCCGGGUGACGAUCCUAAUGGAUACGAGCUAGCGAGUGAGCGUUGGUCGCCUGUGCACACGGUGGAGACGAUACUUCUGAGCAUCAUAUCAAUGCUCUCGAGCCCGAAUGACGAAUCGCCAGCGAACAUCGAUGCAGCCAAAGAGUGGAGGGAAAAUCGAGAGGACUUCAAAAAGAAGGUGGGUAGGAUCGUGCGGAAGUCUCAAGACGGGUGCUGAAAUGUCUUUUCGAGUCUGGGCAUGCAUUCCGCUUUGUGGGAAAAAUGAAUGGAUGGGCGCUCAAGGAGGAGGGAGAAAAAUGAAUGGAUGGGGGCUCAGGGAGGAGGGAGAAAGGAGUGAGCAAGGGGCCGCAGUUCUGUUGGGAUGGACUGAUUGGAGGACGGACGGGUGGAUGUAGAGAAGGGCGAGAAGAACGGACGACGGCCCUGGAAAACCUAGAGUACUUGACCGAAGGGAGAGAGUGUCAGGGAGCGGAAGUUGAUGAAAAAUCCAUUCUCUUUGUGCCACUGUUAGGGUUCCGAAGAGUGUAGAGAAGGAAGGGAAAGGAGAGGGGGAAGUUCGUUGGAUCGGGUGUGUACAUCCGCGGAAGGAUGGGGGGGAUUUGGUGGAGGGAAGGGGCGGGGGGAGGGGGGUCGUAUGUGUGGUGCCUUAGUUGUAGGUCGUCUUUUCUGUUUGCUUUUCCUUUUUUCUUUCUUUACGCGGGGCAUUAGGAGUGGGGAGGAAAUUUUUGGGGAGUCUGUGUCCGGCGUGGUGACUUGAAUUCCCUCCCUUUCCAUGGGUAGGGUGUCUUAGAUACUCCCCUUUUAGGAGGCGCGAUGAAGAUAGGUUCAGGUCGUGCUGGUGUGUGUCUUUCCUGGAGUGCCUGGGUGGUGAGCGUGUGUAGAAAUACUCGUCUGCGUGUUAGGUAGGUGUAAGGAGCUCUGCUGCUACGGCAGGGGGACGGAAUGGGUAGAGAUGUCUGUGUUGAUUGUUAUGGCUUUUGUUUUCCUGGUGCCUGCAUGUAUUAAUGGGGAACCUGUUUCUGGAAAGUCACUGGCUGAUGCUCUUUGUGGUGGAACACAGGCUAGUGCAAAUUGUGCCGUAAUGCAGGCUUGCCCUUCGGCCAGUGUAAUUCCCGGAUGGGUUCUUUGCUGGAUGAUUGGAGACGACAGUAAUGGAACGUGAUUACUGAACUAUUGCAUGGCCUUCAUUGUCAAAGAAUCAACUGCUUCGUGUGUGCAUUUUGCUCCUCGUCAAUCCCCCUUUGAACUACAUCCCCCUUGAAUCACGUGUCCCUCUCUCUUCCCCCGACCCUCGCCCCCGCGGUUUUCACCCG
This is a messenger RNA of Chara braunii, 2049 nucleotides long. The record is from the annotation of a GenBank genome assembly. NCBI's taxonomy places the organism in Eukaryota, Viridiplantae, Streptophyta, Charophyceae, Charales, Characeae.